AUGUAAUGGCAAUUUUUAAAUUGUGUUGAUCUGCAUAGCUAAAUGCUAAAUAGAGAGAGUGGCAAAUAGGAAAUAAUGCUGGCCAGAACGAACAGUAUAUAUAAUAACCUUUGCAAAAUUAAUUAAAUCUUCAAUUAUUUAUUACAUCAAAUCUUGAUUAAUAUGGGGAUUUGCACCUCUUAAAAUGUUAAAAAAUAAUAGGAGUAAAGAUAAUAACUCAAAAUUGUACUACCAAAUAAGUAAUCACAGGAAUCAGCUCAUGAACCUUAAAUUCUCAAUUAAUCCAAAAGAGAAUAAUCACCAUAAAAUAGUCAACCAAGUCAGCAUAGUUAGAGAAGUAUCCAUACUCCAGCGAUUAUUUCUGAAAAUCAGAGAUCGCCAGUACAAUCUCAGGGCCUCAAUAAAAAAUGCUCAAAAUAAAUGAUCGGAAAACUUCAAAAAUCACCUUCUCAACGUUCUCUCUCCCAAAGAUCACUCAGCAAUUGCAGUUCUCCACUCAGGGGAUCUGUUUAAAUAGGAGUUCAAUUUUAUAGUACCAACGCAUCCAAAAAGUACUCCUUUAUGCAUAAUAAAGAAAUUCAGAUGAAUCAAGAACUGUCAUUUGUUUAAAACAACAAAACUGGUACAAAGGCUCGAUUACAAGUACUAUCAAAGGCAGAAGAAGAUAGCAUUAAAUUCAUUUAUUGGCUGAAAUCCAAUUAAUUAGAUCACCAAAAUAUACUAAAAAACUUGGAGGUCCAUUAAGACAAUACUUGUUAUCAAUUAAUCUACGAAUAUUUUGAUGGAGGCAAAUUAUCUCGAUUAUCAAGUUAAAUGGAAAUCACAGAGUAAAUUUUAGCAAAUAUUGCUGACCAAAUGUUUUAAGUUCUAGCCUAUUUAAAAACUUAAUAAAUGGUUCAUGGAAAUAUGACUAUCAACAGUUGGGAAUAUUAAUUUCAAUCAGGUUAAGUACUGGUUAAAUUAAUCGACUUGAAACCUAUCUCGGUUAAAGGAGUAGAUGAGUACGAAGUCUUACUAUUUACUCCCCCUGAUGCUCUCUAUAAAAAUGAAUACUAAGCCAGUAGAGAUUUAUGGGCUGUGAUGAUGAUUCUGUACUCGUUAGGGAUAGGUGAUGUACCCUAUAAGAUACCUCUUAAAUUGUAGAGUGACAUCCCUGCUGUGAAGUAGUAUAUUCUGCACUUUUAAUUUAAUGUGGAAUAAGAUCUUAGGAAAUGGCCAGCAGAUUUUCGAUAUUUUAUUGAAUCAGUGAUAGGGGAAAGGAAUAAGAAGAGAAGAAAAACUUUCGAAGAAUAAAGAAAUAAUCAUUGGUUAAAAAAACACAGGAAGGAGGAAAUCUCUACUUAGGAGAGGUUGUUAAAAAAUUUGUUUACUCAGAAGGAGAGUUGUGAAUUGCAAUAGACAAUAUUAGAGAUUAUGGUUCAGGAAUUGGACUAGGAGACAGCAAUGCAGUUACAAAAGCUGUUUUCAGAAUUUGAUUCAGAUUUAGACAUGAAAUUGUCAAAAGAGGAAUUAAUAAAAAUGUUCGAGAAAUAUACCAAAUUAACUGAUUUAGAAUAUCAUGUGAAUCAAUUAUUCGUUGAUCACUCAAUUAAGUCUGAGUUUAUGGCAUAGUUUACUUUUUUAUCACUUGCUGCCCCCAAGGAAUCGCUAUUGACUAGGGCAAAUCUUGAAACCACAUUUAAUCUUUUGAGUAACAAUAAAGCAGAGUUGAGAGCUGCUAACAUUACUAAAUAUCUUAAUCUAGUAAACGAAGACUUGGAAACUUAGUUUAAUGAUCUUGCUUCUGAGAAAAAACUCACUUUAGAGUAAUUCAUUAGUGUUAUGGAAUUAUUAAAGUGA
Messenger RNA from Paramecium tetraurelia, 1839 nucleotides. RefSeq lists its product as uncharacterized. The record is from RefSeq and is a predicted model, not a curated record. Gene Ontology annotation, biological process: protein phosphorylation. Lineage: Eukaryota; Ciliophora; Oligohymenophorea; Peniculida; Parameciidae. Gene Ontology annotation, molecular function: calcium ion binding; ATP binding; protein serine/threonine kinase activity. The transcript has 4 exons. Gene Ontology annotation, cellular component: cytoplasm.